AUGCUAACAGCACCAAGUCCUGUAGGCCACAAGUGCAACCUGCUGCUAUCGCUUCUUAAGGUGGAGCUCAUUGUGAAUCCAUCUGAUGAGGUGAUCCCUCGUCUGCGUUCUGACUACAAUCUAGAGAGGCUGGAUUUUGUCUUCAUGGACCACUGGAAGAAAUGUUACCUCCCUGAUCUGCAGACACUGGAGGGCUCUGGUCUGCUGGGGAAAGGAUCUAUGAUUUUGGCUGACAACGUGCUGUUUCCUGGAGCUCCAAAGUUCCUCAGACACCUUCGCAGGAGCGGCCUGUAUCAGUGGAAGAUCCACCGGGCAACGCUGGAGUAUAGCAAGGGCAUCAGGGAUGGGAUGGCUGAGCUGGUGUACCAGGGAGUCAAGUAGACCUCACAGACCAAUACAUGACACUCUCUUACUCAAAUAUGUAUCUUAGGAGUGGCAUGGUUUGAAGGGAUACCCCAUGUUGAAGCAAUUAUUUUGAAGGAUAAUUGUGAUAAAAACUGUAAAUUAUCCAAUGAAAACCAUAACAUCUCAAUCUCUAGUGUGCAUUAUAUGUCAAUUAAAGGAAAUUCAGGAACGUCUU
Molecule: messenger RNA, 580 nt
Organism: Amphiprion ocellaris (clown anemonefish)
Lineage: Eukaryota; Metazoa; Chordata; Actinopteri; Pomacentridae
Product: transmembrane O-methyltransferase homolog
Exons: 4
Coding region: 1-381 (126 amino acids)
Biological process (GO): dopamine metabolic process; catecholamine catabolic process; developmental process
Molecular function (GO): catechol O-methyltransferase activity
Source: RefSeq, a predicted model, not a curated record